AUGACAUCAAUCGAUUUGUAAUCUUAGACUCAAUUCUUUGGAAAGAACUAUUGGAGAAAAUUAAGAUAAAUACAAUUUGGAAUAUAAGAAGAAUAAAAAAUGACUGAAACAGUAAUGCUUAAUGAAAAACGUGAAGCAGAUUUUCAAUUCUCUCAUAUGAAAAGUGUAGUUUGUGUUAAAUUUUGUAAGUCCAAAGAACUUUUGGCAACAGCUUGUUUGGAUAAAAGCGUGAGAAUUUUUUCAAUUGAUGGAGAAUUAAAACAUCAAUUCUAAAACUAAUUCGACUCGGACAAAACACUGUCAUUUAGCUAAAACGGAGAAUUUCUAGCUAGUGCAGGUUCGUAUGAUAAGAUAAUAAGAGUCUGGAAUGUCGAUAGUAAAGAACUAGAAUUCGAACUUAAAGGCCUUAAAAGCAAAAUUUUGAAAAUCGCUUUCUUUAAUAACAGAGAUGACAGACUAAUUUCUAUUACUUAGGAUAACUAAAUUUAGAUUUGGGAUAUUGAAUCCAAAACAAUCAUACAUACUCUAAAUGGCCAUAGAAAUUGCAUCACUUCAAUUUAAAUAUUUCAUGACGAUUCUCGUUGCGUAACUGGAUCUUUGGAUGGCAUGAUAAUGGAAUGGGAUUUGAAGAAGUUUCAAUUAAUAAAAUAAUGGAAUGGACAUCAAAAGGGAUGUUUUGCGUUGAAAUAUGCAAGUGGAGGACACACCUUAGUUAGCGGUGGAGGAGAUAAAAAAAUAAAAUUGUGGAAUACGGAUAAAUAUAAACUAUUCAAAUAAUUUAAUGGUCAUAGUAGUUUCAUAUAUGCAAUUGAGGUUCAUAAAGAUACUGUUAUCAGUUGUCAAUUUAAUUCAACAUUAAUGUGGAAUUUGAAGACCUUAAAAAAAGUUCAGCAGAUACCAAGCACUUAAUUAGAUUAUUGCUUUGUUGAAAUGAUGAAAGAUUAGUUCAUUAUAGGAUAGAAUAGUGUUGGAAUCAAAGUUUUCGAUUUUUUGUGA
Molecule: messenger RNA, 996 nt
Organism: Paramecium octaurelia
Lineage: Eukaryota; Ciliophora; Oligohymenophorea; Peniculida; Parameciidae
Source: the annotation of a GenBank genome assembly